Messenger RNA from Scomber scombrus (Atlantic mackerel), 1083 nucleotides. It is a transcript of the gene mrpl15, whose product is annotated as mitochondrial ribosomal protein L15. Gene Ontology annotation, cellular component: mitochondrial large ribosomal subunit. Gene Ontology annotation, biological process: translation. The record is from RefSeq and is a predicted model, not a curated record. NCBI's taxonomy places the organism in Eukaryota, Metazoa, Chordata, Actinopteri, Scombriformes, Scombridae. Gene Ontology annotation, molecular function: structural constituent of ribosome. The coding region runs from base 75 to 965 and encodes 296 amino acids. The transcript has 5 exons.
UGACCCUAGUGGUUUGUGUCCUUGGCUGUGUGUAUUUGACAUGUGAGCAGAAACACAAAAACAUCAGUAACAUUAUGUCUUUCCCUAAAAAACCCGGCGGUAAGGCGCUGGACGUUUUAAAGACUCUUCCUCGGAUAUCUUUAGCAAACUUACGACCUGAACCUGGAGCCACAAAGCUGGAAAGAAAGCGAGGCAGAGGACUUCAUGGAGGCAACAGGAGUGGAAGAGGACAUAAAGGAGAGAGGCAGAGAGGUACCAGGCCCAGGCUGGGCUUUGAGGGGGGUCAUACUCCUUUUUACUUGGCCAUCCCAAAAUAUGGCUUCAAUGAAGGACACAGCCGCCGUCCUCAGUACCAGCCUCUUUCUCUGAAGCGUCUGCAAUACCUGAUCGAUCUGGGCCGAGUCGACGCGACGCAGCCCAUCGACCUGACGCAGCUCGUCAACGCCAGAGGAGUGACGAUCCAGCCUCUGAAGAAGGACUACGGAGUCCAGCUGGUCGAUGAGGGUUGUGACAUGUUUGCUGCAAAAAUCAACAUAGAGGUUCAGAGAGCUUCUGAAGGAGUCAUAGCUGCUAUUGAGAGGAACGGAGGGACCAUCACCACCAGCUUCUACGACCCUCUAAGUCUUGGUAUUCUCAUCAAGCCGGUCCCGUUCUUCUUGCGUGGGCAGCCCAUCCCGAAGCGUAUGCUACCGGGCGAGGAUAUGCUCCUGUAUUACACAGACGCCGAAAACAGGGGCUACUUGGCAGAUCUGGAGAAAACCAAGCAGGCCCGGUUAGCGCUGGCGCUGAAGUACGGAUACACUUUGCCAGAUAUUUCAAAGGACGAACUGUAUCACAUGCUGCGUAUGAGGAAGGAUGUUCGACAGCUCUUCUUUGGACUUGCUCCAGGCUGGGUCGUUAACAUGGCCGAGAAGAAGAUCCUUAAACCCACUGAUGAGAAACUACUUAAAUAUUAUAAUUCUUAGGAGUAAAAAAUGUGCGUUACGUCAUGGGAAAAGUCAGAAAAAUACUGUUGUGUGUGUUAAAAACUAAAAAAACUGAACAUAUUUCCAUUUUAUAUUAAAAAUAAAUGUAUAAAAACAG